Drosophila hydei is the source of this 914-nucleotide messenger RNA. It is a transcript of the gene Hsp27, whose product is annotated as heat shock protein 27. Bases 111 to 749 code for a protein of 212 amino acids. The transcript has a single exon. Gene Ontology annotation, biological process: protein refolding; response to heat. NCBI's taxonomy places the organism in Eukaryota, Metazoa, Arthropoda, Insecta, Diptera, Drosophilidae. The record is from RefSeq and is a predicted model, not a curated record. Gene Ontology annotation, molecular function: protein folding chaperone.
UGCGCCUCUUCAAUUCCAUUCCAACCGUUGUUUAAAGCACAUCUGCUGCGCAGAAGCAAACAGAAAAAGUUUCAAUUAUUUAGCAAGCAAGAAAAGGAAAAAGAGUAAAAAUGUCAAUUGUUCCACUCUUGAGUCUGGCCCGCGAUCUAGAUAGCGCCUACAACGACUGGGACCACUUCUUGGACGAUGAUUUCGGAUUCGGACUGCAUGUUAACGAGCUAUUCCACCGUCCACGUCUGAUGAUGCCCCAUCAUUUGCAUCGUCGCCGCUCUCACUUUACACCCUAUGAGAGAAACCAUCACCAGUUGGUGCCUGCACGUCGCCGCGCCUCCGCUGGUCAGAAUGCACUGCUGCCCAUUAUUGGCAAAGAUGGUUUCCAGGUUUGCAUGGACGUGGCGCAGUUUAAGCCCAGCGAGCUGUCUGUUAAGGUGCAGGACAAAACGAUCAUAGUUGAGGGCAAGCACGAAGAGCGCGAGGAUGGCCACGGCAUGAUCCAGCGCCAUUUUGUGCGCAAGUACACCUUGCCCAAGGACUACGAUGGUAACGAUGUCGUCUCCACGGUUUCCUCGGAUGGUGUUCUAACGCUAAAGGCACCUCCACCGCCAAGCAAGGAGGCUAACAAAGAGCGCAUUGUUCAAAUUCAACAAACGGGUCCUGCUCACCUAAGCGUCAAGGCACCAGAGGGCGCUACCGACGGCAAAGGCAAGAGCGAAAAUGGCAGUGGCGAAAAAAUGGAAACAGGCAAAUAGAGGAGGGAGCGUACAGAGGAAGGAGUUUAGUCGAUAACUGAGUGUUGCCACGCUGCUCGGAGAGUGUAAGACUUAAAAAAAUAAUAAAAGAACACAUCACAAACUUUGUCACAUUUAGCUAUAAGAUAUCUUAAAUGUAACAUUUUGAAACGUAAGAAUUCCAUU